Sporothrix brasiliensis 5110 is the source of this 582-nucleotide messenger RNA. RefSeq lists its product as uncharacterized. The transcript has a single exon. The record is from RefSeq and is a predicted model, not a curated record. Gene Ontology annotation, molecular function: carbon-sulfur lyase activity. NCBI's taxonomy places the organism in Eukaryota, Fungi, Ascomycota, Sordariomycetes, Ophiostomatales, Ophiostomataceae. The coding region runs from base 1 to 582 and encodes 193 amino acids.
AUGACCGACACGACCGAGAAGCCUCGCCUGAUCGAGCUCCUCCCGGACUGGCAUCCCAUUGCCAAAAUGCACAAGCGGGCCAAAGCCGCCAAAGACACCACCUCUACGGAGCCCACACCGCCCAGCGCCACCUACCGCGGCGGCUGCCACUGCGGCGCCAUCAGCUUCGACGUCACGCUGUCGCCGCCCCUCGAACCGAUUCCUGGAUCCGGCGAGCCGGGCCACACCGUCGUCAGCUGCAGCUGCUCCGUGUGCCGCCGGUUCGGCUACCUGCUGGUGUAUCCGUCCAAAGGCGACGUGGUGUUCAACAACAGAGGCGGUGGUCAGGCGCGGUGCAAGACGUACCAGUUCAACCGCAAGCUGCAGGACCACCUGUUCUGCAAGAACUGCGGCUCAAGCGUCAUGAUUGACUUUUUGGAACGGUUCGGGCCGGACUGGCAUGGGUACGGCAUCAAUGUGCGGUCGCUGUACAACGUGGACCUGGACGCGCUCAACGUGCUCAAGGUGGACGGCACGAACGGCGUGGCUCCAGCGGGCGACCUGUCCGGACAGUGGUAUGUGGAGUCGGACACAGAAGAGUAG